CCUGUCAUGUGAUAUUUUUCUCACUCGAGUCAAUCGAUUUUGUAAGUCGCCAGCAACCAUGGGGGCGUCCGCACUACCGAUCAUUAUUUUCUCGGCCAUUUUCGGCGUGAUUGGCAUCGCUUUGCCGAUCAUUGCCCCGAAGGGACCCAACAGAGGGAUCGUCCAGUGCGUGCUGAUACUGACCGCGGUCACCUGUUGGCUUUUCUGGCUGUGCUGUUACAUGGCCCAGAUGAACCCGCUGAUCGGACCCAAACUGCACCAGAACACCAUCCUGAUCAUGGCCCGCGAAUGGGGAAACCCGCUGCCCGAUAUGGACUCCUGGACACCCCCGGCGGAACACACGGACCAUUAAGUUGGGCCCGGUGCGGUUCGUGGAGGGAGGUAACACAACGGAACAGAACAUUCUCCCGCAGUAAACUAAAAUUGCGUUAAUUGAUCAUAGAACAAAAAAUCCGACGCCGCCGCCGGGGAAACCUGGAACAACCCCCGUGCGUGCGUGACAUCAAAAUUAAGUAAGCAAGCAUGCAAAAAAGAUUCAUCAAAAAAACCUUCAGUGACGCACCGGCAUAGCGUGGCACCGUGAUCUGGCCGCGCGGUUCGAUGAAUUGUUCUCAUCGGACCUCCCUAUGCUGGUGUUUUAUUAUGUACUCCUAGCGUUUAAGAAUAUUUCCUGUCAAGAUAAUCGAAAAAAAAAAAAAAUUGUAUUCCGAUAAUUAAAGGAGUAUACAUGAUGCAUAUUUUAUAACGGAAGCAAAAACUAUUUGCGCAGUAUUUGGGGAGUGGUAAAGGUCCCGCAUUAAAAAUUUAUGCUACACACACAAAGACACACAAAAGCGUACACGAGAAAGAUAUGAUACUUAUUCCAUAUAUACGUUAAUACAAGAAACACACAGAGAAGACACACAAAAUUAAUGGAAUUUUUCUUAUUACACCGUUAAAAGCAAAAGUAAAAAAAAAAACAAACAAUCUAUCUAAGGGAUGAAGAAAAGAAAGUAAAAAUAGCCAUCUCACAUGAUGUACUAUGUACCAGCCAAACAUUCAAUAUUUAUAAUUGAUGAUAUUGGAUCACACCACACAAGAAAAAUAUGGUAAAAAAUUGAAUAUAUUAAUCACGAGUACAUGUAUGUUACAUACCAUGCAGUAGAGUCAAUAAAAAUAUAUGCGGUAGAAAAUCAUAUUUUACGAGCA
Messenger RNA from Culex pipiens pallens (northern house mosquito), 1188 nucleotides. RefSeq names its product V-type proton ATPase subunit e 2-like. NCBI's taxonomy places the organism in Eukaryota, Metazoa, Arthropoda, Insecta, Diptera, Culicidae. Gene Ontology annotation, cellular component: proton-transporting V-type ATPase, V0 domain; plasma membrane proton-transporting V-type ATPase complex. Gene Ontology annotation, molecular function: proton-transporting ATPase activity, rotational mechanism. The coding region runs from base 59 to 352 and encodes 97 amino acids. The record is from RefSeq and is a predicted model, not a curated record. The transcript is spliced from 4 exons. Gene Ontology annotation, biological process: proton transmembrane transport.